AGUUAAGUGCGCUGCGAACGGCGGCUCCGGCCCCGGAUCGGCCACAGCUGGUUCUGUCGGAGGAUGGAGGUGAGGCCGCGCUCGGAGCUCUGACAUGGCAGCAUGACGGCCCCGGCCCGCGCUGCCACAGGCCGGCCAGAGGGAGCCCCAGGCUGUGGGAGUGAGCGCCCGGAGCAGCGACUUCCUUCUGCGGCCGCCUGAGCCUCCUUCCCCCCACCCCGGCCUGCUUUUAUUAUUCACCCCGUGGACUCCUGACUUUUCCGCCUGGAACAUCAAUAUGUGUCAUGUUAUUGUCACCUGUCGCUCGAUGCUCUGGACCCUCCUGAGUAUUGUGGUGGCUUUUGCAGAGCUCAUCGCCUUCAUGAGCGCCGACUGGCUGAUUGGAAAAGCCAAGAGUCGCAGCGGCGCCGCGCCCGACGACCAGAGCGGAGGCUCGUCGGAGCCCUACCACCCGACCUUGGGCAUCUAUGCCCGCUGCAUCCGCAACCCGGGCGUGCAGCACGUGCAGCGGGAGACGCUGUGCGGGCCCUACGCAGAGAACUUCGGCGAGAUCGCCAGUGGCUUCUGGCAGGCCACGGCUAUUUUCUUGGCCGUGGGCAUCUUCAUUCUCUGCACGGUGGCCUUGGUGUCCGUCUUCACCAUGUGUGUGCAGAGCAUCAUGAAGAAAAGUAUUUUCAACGUCUGCGGGCUGCUGCAAGGAAUCGCAGGACUGUUCCUUAUUCUGGGUUUGAUACUCUACCCUGCUGGCUGGGGCUGCCAGAAGGCCAUAGGCUACUGUGGACACUAUGCAUCGGCCUACAAACCCGGAGACUGCUCCUUGGGCUGGGCCUUUUACACCGCCAUCGGAGGCACAGUCCUCACCUUCAUCUGUGCUGUCUUCUCCGCACAAGCAGAAAUUGCAACCUCCAGUGACAAAGUACAGGAAGAAAUUGAAGAGGGGAAAAGCCUUAUAUGCCUCCUUUAGUUUGAAAGAGACACAAAUGCCACUUUCUGCCCAUGUAACCUUGUGAAACAGCACCCCUCUGGUUUCAUCAUCUGAGUCAAGUGAAGAACUAGCCUUUAUCUACCAAAGCCUACAUUCCACAGCCUUGAGCCUUAACAGGACCAAUGAGAGGCAACAAUCAGCUAAGUGAUGGCACUCGAGGACCACAGUGCAAAAUGUCAGAGAUGGAAUAUAAAAAUACUGCAUGAAGCCUGACACAAGUUGACAAGUCUGUCUGACUCCAUCUUCCCCAAGGCUCAACAAAGGAUAAUGACCUAAACCAUUAAGGCCACAGUUCUUCUGGUAACAGAGGAGAUUGUGAGCUAGAUUUUCAGGCUAUUUUGAGAUGUGUUUCUGCCACAAGGCUGCAUGCCUGUGAGCAUCUCUGCCUCAGAAUGAGGUUUGGGGGUUGGUGUUUUUGUCUCCUCCUAGUUCUUCCAAGUUUUCUCAGAGACUAAAAAUGAAGACUGCAUACUUACUGGGGAUAGGGAUGUGUGCUCAAGGGCAUACAAGACACUGCCUCUUAAUUAGCUGACCGAGGGGUGAGCAGGUCAGUGUGGAAUGCUGUUAUGGAACUUAUUCUAGGCUGAAUUCCAGAGUAAGGUAGAUCUAUUGAACUGUAAUUCCAAGAUUUUAGAAAUUUGACUAAGGAAAGAGUAAGGACUUGUAUGAUCAUAAGAAUAAAGAAGAAAAUCCUGCUAGUGAAGACAAACCCAUUCCACUUCCCAGCAGUCAGGCUAGCACCAGUACUGGCCCAGUCUCCUCUUCCAAUGGAGAUCACAUGUUUUUCUCCUAGGGUUAGGAUUGAGCUUUGACUGCCAAAGGAAACCUCACCCUGUUUCCUCAUUCCAGGAACAGAGAUCUCUAGGCCAGCUGUGGCUCAUUCAGAUGUACAGUGGAAGAACUUGCCAGAAUCUCAGCACUUGUGGGGAGACCUCUUCCCACUGGUAACCAUGUGGUAGUCAGCUGUAUUUCCAACCCCAGCAGCAACUGAAUGACAUUCUUUGCAGGAAAAACGGAGCUAGUCAUCUAAGUCAAGUUUCUCCAGUUACUGGUAUUGAUCCUGAAAGCAGACUAAAAUAACAUUAAAAUUACUGCAAUGGGUAAUUUGCAUCAAAGGCUUCAUACCCAAAAAUGCACAGAGUAGAAAGUUAAUACAAAAAUGAGAGCGAAACCAAGCCUAAAGCACCUGCCUAUAACUGUUUACAAAAAUAAUGGAACACCACUAUUAAAAAGGAUUCAGGAGACUUUAAUCUAGUUUCUGUAAGUUGCCAAUAAAAUGGAUUGAGAAAAAUGGUAUUAGCCAUCACUUUAAAUUUACUUUGGAAUGAUCUCAGUGGCAAGAACCCAGUUGGGUAUUGCCCCAAGCUUCAGAACUGCAGAAUGAUACAGAAAUUUAAGCAAGUGGAGUUGGACCUGUGAGAUUUCUGGAAGAAUUAAAAGGAUAGGUCUAUUUGGGCUUAUGAAUCUGCUCACGUGACAGCUUGCUUUGUUUUGAAAGCUUAAAUAAUUUACUCUGUACCUGCUCUGUGUAAGGUAUUGUAUUCUAAGUGCCAUCAGGCAUAGAACCCUGAUUCAGAUUUUACGACCUUGCCCCAGUGAAUCAUCUUGAGGCUGACUCUAAAACCAUGCCUUGGUGCAAAACAAAUAACUGCUUUAUACAUAGAUGCAAUGGAGUGACUGAAGUUUUAUUCCCUUCUGGCCUCUGGUCUAUACCACAAAUCAUCCUAUCACACAAAUUAAAAGCUAAGGGCAGGAGGGGUGGUGGUGUAGAACCCGGCCUUAAUGAGUUCACCAGUGUUCCACCAAAGUUCAAAAUAAGCAAGAUGCAGUCCUAGGACUUCUUUUGAAAAGAGAAGGGGUAAAUAGGUAUCCUCAUAGCAGCCCUCGGUACAGCCUCAGGAAACAAUCCUAUCAAACACCACACAGAAAUAGGUUACGGCAGCCAAUGGACAGGGCUCCUGUCCCUGACUGUGCAUUUAUAUGCUCUCACCAAGCCUCAAUGCCCAUAGUAACUACUUUUUAAACCUGAGCAGUAA
This is a messenger RNA of Puma concolor (puma), 3021 nucleotides long. RefSeq names its product LHFPL tetraspan subfamily member 2 (gene LHFPL2). The record is from RefSeq and is a predicted model, not a curated record. NCBI's taxonomy places the organism in Eukaryota, Metazoa, Chordata, Mammalia, Carnivora, Felidae. Gene Ontology annotation, cellular component: membrane.